Mangifera indica (mango) is the source of this 1645-nucleotide messenger RNA. Its product is annotated as eukaryotic translation initiation factor 2 subunit alpha homolog. Gene Ontology annotation, molecular function: translation initiation factor activity; RNA binding; ribosome binding. The record is from RefSeq and is a predicted model, not a curated record. Gene Ontology annotation, cellular component: eukaryotic 48S preinitiation complex; eukaryotic translation initiation factor 2 complex; multi-eIF complex. The coding region runs from base 204 to 1358 and encodes 384 amino acids. The transcript has 9 exons. NCBI's taxonomy places the organism in Eukaryota, Viridiplantae, Streptophyta, Magnoliopsida, Sapindales, Anacardiaceae.
GAAACAUAUGGGGGUUUAUAUGAUUUUCGAAAUAUAAGGGAAGCAAAUUUUAUUGGAAAUAAAACCUAUAUAUAGACGCCACUGUCUCUGUGUUCGUAGGCGACGUAGUCUUAAAGAAUCUCUCCGAUUGUGCUUUAAACCCUAAUUUUUUACUCUCCCCUUGAAUUUUCCCGAGAAAAGAUAAACUUUCUGAGCGACCAAACAUGGCAAGCCACUCCCCAAACCUCGAGUGCCGCAUGUACGAGGCCAAGUAUCCAGAGGUCGACAUGGCCGUGAUGAUCCAAGUGAAGAACAUCGCUGAUAUGGGCGCUUACGUGUCACUUCUAGAAUACAACAACAUCGAAGGUAUGAUCCUUUUCUCGGAGCUUUCUCGGCGUCGGAUUCGUAGCGUCAGUAGCCUCAUCAAGGUGGGGCGCAUCGAGCCCGUGAUGGUGCUGCGUGUUGAUAAGGAAAAAGGUUAUAUCGAUUUGAGUAAAAGGAGGGUCAGUGAAGAGGAUAUUCAGGCUUGUGAAGAGAGGUAUAAUAAGAGCAAGCUCGUUCACUCUAUCAUGCGACACGUAGCUGAGACUUUGAGCGUCGAUUUGGAGGAUCUUUAUAUCCAUAUUGGCUGGCCUUUGUACCGCAAGUAUGGUCAUGCUUUUGAGGCAUUCAAAAUUAUUGUUACUGACCCUGAUUCCGUUUUGAAUUCCCUCAUCCGUGAAGUCAAAGAAACUGGCCCUGAUGGACAGGAGCACUUCAUUCUUCAUUGUAUUCCAUUCACCCCCUCUCAAGCGAUUCUUCCUCCUGCAAUCAUUUGGUUUCUUCUCCAAUUCAGUCAAUGCUUCGUCAAUUGUUUGGAUUUGGUUAAGGUCAGUAAGGUGGUUCCUGCUGUGACUGAGGAAUUGAAGGAUGCUUUAGUGAAGAAUAUCAGGAGAAGAAUGACCCCACAACCAUUGAAGAUUAGAGCUGAUAUUGAAAUGAAGUGCUUCCAGUUUGAUGGUGUUCUUCACAUUAAGGAUGCCAUGCGAAAAGCUGAGGCUGCUGGCAAUAAUGAUUGCCCUGUAAAAAUUAAAUUGGUUGCACCACCACUUUAUGUCCUCACCACUCAAACUCUUGACAAGGAUCAAGGGAUCUCAGUUCUCACUAAAGCGAUUGCUGCUUGCACUGAAGCAAUAGAGAAGCAGAAGGGAAAACUUAUUGUGAAGGAAGAACCAAGAGCAGUGAGUGAAAGAGAUGACAAAUUGCUUGCUGAGCACAUGGCUAAGCUACACCAACAAAAUGAGGAGGUAAGUGGUGAUGAAGAUAGUGAAGAAGAAGAAGAAGACACAGGAAUGGGAGAAGUGGAUUUGGAAAAUUCGGGUCCAGGGAUUACAGAGUGACAAGAUGCAGCAUGCAUUAAAUUUUCCGAAAAGAAUUUAUACACAACAUCGGGUCAUGCCAGAUCAUGAUCUAUCAGCUCCGACACAGCCGGUGUUAGGGGGAGACCUGGGUAUCCUCCAACCAACAGGUCUAAGUUUCCAGUCUUUUGUCUCUUUGAUUUGAUCUGUUCACUUUAUUUUCUACAACUAUAUACCAUUUAAUAUACUCCAAAUGAUGUAUAAAACUUGCUUGCAUGCAUUUAGUAGUAAAAACAAAACAAAACAAAAAAAGAAACUUACAAUUAUCA